Diplodia corticola is the source of this 702-nucleotide messenger RNA. Its product is annotated as glycoside hydrolase family 61 protein. NCBI's taxonomy places the organism in Eukaryota, Fungi, Ascomycota, Dothideomycetes, Botryosphaeriales, Botryosphaeriaceae. The record is from RefSeq and is a predicted model, not a curated record. The transcript is spliced from 3 exons. The coding region runs from base 1 to 702 and encodes 233 amino acids.
AUGAAGGGUUUUCUCGCUGUUCUUGCGACCGCUUCCGUCGUCUCGGCCCACGCCACCUUCCAGGAGAUGUGGGUUGGCACCGAGGACAAGGAGGGCACCUGCAUCCGCCUUCCUCAGAGCAACAGCCCCGUCCAGGAUGUCACUUCCAACGACAUCCGCUGCAACGCCAGCCCCAGCGCUGCUAGCACCACCUGCUCCGUUGCUGCCGGCGACUCCCUGACGGUCGAGAUGCAUCAACAGCCAAACGACCGCAGCUGUGACAACGAGGCCAUCGGAGGCAACCACUACGGCCCGGUCAUGAUCUACAUGUCCAAGGUCGACGACGCCGCCACCGCCGACGGCUCUAGCGACUGGUUCAAGGUCGCCCAAGACACGUACAACGGCACCGACGCCAGCUGGGGCACCGAGAUCCUCAACGCCAACUGCGGCAAGCGCGCCUUCACCGUCCCCAAGACUCUCCCGUCGGGCGACUACCUCGUCCGUGCCGAGGCCCUGGCCCUGCACUCUGCGGGCGGCGAGGGCGGCGCUCAGUUCUACAUGAGCUGCUACCAGGUCACCGUCACCGGUGGCGGUAGCGCCACCCCCAGCCCCACCGUCAAGUUCCCCGGUGCCUACAAGGCCGACGAUGCUGGCAUCCUCAUCAACAUCUACCAGACCCCGUUGACGUACGAGGCCCCCGGCCCGGCUGUUUGGAGCGGCUAA